Hirsutella rhossiliensis is the source of this 1638-nucleotide messenger RNA. RefSeq names its product GMC oxidoreductase domain-containing protein. NCBI's taxonomy places the organism in Eukaryota, Fungi, Ascomycota, Sordariomycetes, Hypocreales, Ophiocordycipitaceae. Gene Ontology annotation, molecular function: oxidoreductase activity, acting on CH-OH group of donors; flavin adenine dinucleotide binding. The coding region runs from base 1 to 1638 and encodes 545 amino acids. The transcript has a single exon. The record is from RefSeq and is a predicted model, not a curated record.
AUGACGACGCAGACUCUCCCCGCCAACGCCGGCGGCGCCUACGACUACAUCAUCGUCGGCGGUGGCACGGCCGGCUGCGUCCUGGCCUCGCGGCUGUCGUCGUAUCUCCCGGAGCGUCGCGUCUUGCUCAUCGAGGCCGGUCCCUCCGACUUCAAGCUCAACAACGUCCUCGACCUGCGCCAAUGGCUCUCCCUCCUCGGCGGCGAGCUCGACUACGACUACGGCACCACGGAGCAGCCCAUGGGCAACAGCCACAUCCGCCACUCGCGCGCAAAGGUCCUCGGCGGCUGCUCCUCCCACAACACCCUCAUCUCCUUCCGUCCUUUCCGCCACGACCUCGACCGCUGGGUCGAGCAGGGCUGCAGCGGCUGGGACUUUGACACGGUCAUGCGCCUCAUUGACCGCCUGCGCAACACGGUCCAGCCCGUCCACGCCCGCCACCGCAACCAGUUGUGCAAGGACUGGGUCCAGGCCUGCUCCAGCGCCCUCGACAUCCCCAUCAUCCCCGACUUCAACGCCGAGAUCCGCGACAAGGGCCAGCUGACCGACGGCGCCGGCUUCUUCUCCAUCUCGUACAACCCCGACAACGGCCGCCGCAGCAGCGCCUCGGUCGCCUACAUCCACCCCAUCCUGCGCGGCGAGGAGCGACGGCCCAACCUGACCAUCCUGACCGAGGCCCACGUCUCGCGCGUCCUCGUCGACGGCAACGUCGCCUCCGGCAUCGCCCUCACCCUCGCCUCGGGCCAGCGCAUGACGCUCCGGCCCCGCAAGGAGACCAUCCUCUGCGCCGGCGCCGUCGACACGCCUCGCCUCAUGCUGCACUCGGGCCUUGGGCCCCGCGCCCAGCUCGAGGACCUCGGCAUCCCCGUCGUCAAGGACCUGCCGGGCGUGGGCGAGAACCUCAUUGACCACCCCGAGACCAUCAUCAUGUGGGAGCUCAACAAGCCCGUCCCCGCCAACCAGACCACCAUGGACUCGGACGCCGGCAUCUUCCUCCGCCGCGAGCGCACCAACGCCGCCGGCAACGACGGCGAUGCCGCCGACAUCAUGAUGCACUGCUACCAAAUCCCCUUUUGCCUCAACACGCAGCGCCUCGGCUACCCCGUCGUCCGCGACGGCUAUGCCUUUUGCAUGACGCCCAACAUCCCCCGCGCCCGCUCCCGCGGCCGCAUCUACCUGACGUCGGCGGACCCGGCCGUCAAGCCGGCCCUCGACUUCCGCUACUUUACCGACCCCGAGGGCUACGACGCGGCGACGCUCGUGGCCGGCAUCAGGGCGGCCCGCAAGAUUGCGCAGCAGAGCCCGUUCAAGGGCUGGCUCGAGCGCGAGGUGGCGCCGGGUCCCGAAGUGCAGAGCGACGAGGCCAUCAGCGAAUACGCCCGCCGCGCGGCGCACACCGUCUACCACCCGGCCGGCACCACCAAGAUGGGCGACGUGUCGCGCGACGAGUACGCCGUGGUGGACCCCGAGCUCAAGGUCCGGGGUAUCGGCAAGCUGCGCAUCGCCGAUGCCGGCGUCUUCCCGGAGAUGCCGUCCAUCAACCCCAUGCUGACGGUACUGGCGGUGGGCGAGCGCGCGGCCGAGCUGAUUGCCAUGGAAGACGGAUGGAAGCCCGACGCCAAGACGUCGAGGCUGUAG